Molecule: messenger RNA, 683 nt
Organism: Babesia bovis T2Bo
Lineage: Eukaryota; Apicomplexa; Aconoidasida; Piroplasmida; Babesiidae
Product: histone RNA hairpin-binding family protein
Exons: 1
Coding region: 51-662 (203 amino acids)
Molecular function (GO): RNA binding
Source: RefSeq, a predicted model, not a curated record
AUUAUAUUGAAUACUAAUGAGUGCUCUUUAGAAUUAGAUCCGAUCAUAGGAUGCGUUAUGCUAAAUAUGCUCGUCAAAGCACGUACGUUGAUAAAGAUAAGGACAAUUACGAUCGUGAGGCCAGGGCGUCAAAUCGUUUGAAGAAUAUAACUCUUACUAAACUGAAUGCUGCUUAUGAGCGUUAUACAGCUACUGUUCCUCGGGAAUUGCGUUUUAAGGAGUUGCGUAACUCUUGGCAUCCAGUGACACCUGAUCACCGAUCAUCCUUGAGUAUAUCGCAGUGGAAUCAGCAGAUAUCAAAUUGGCGCCAUUGUGUAUAUCUAUGGAAUGGUAUAACUGACGCUCAAUGUGCGUUGCUAUCUAAUGCUGUACGUGAUGGUGACAUCCAGGCAUUUUUAGGCAUUUGUGAAAAUACACUUCUCCCAGAGUCAUCUGAAGACGGUUAUGCGUCAUUAUUAGAUAGCGCGAGUUCGGGCACAUCACUAGCGCCUGUAUUGUUCAAGCCAAGUUGGUUUAAAGGCCAGAUUACUCAUUCUGGAUUUCGUACAUUAGAGGAGUCGGAAUUUUUGAACCGAGCUAUUGUGAUAAGUAAAUCGAGUACUAAUAAGCAAUUUCAUGAACGUUACAAAAGGUAUAUCAAUUCAUAUUCCAGUAACCAGUGAUCUUACCCUGACCGUUUUGGU